GCCAAACAUCAUUAUAACCCAUUCCAUUUUCAUGAUUUAAACAAAAAACUUUGUAUAUAAAUCAAAGGAAAGAAAGAAAUAAAAAAUCUCCCAACACACCACCUUCAGACAAAAGCGGAAACACACAAAUGUCUCCCUCUCGAAAUAUCCACCCUCCUCCGUCUCCUCUAGGCUCCGCUGAUCCGAACCAAACAACUUGCCUAUACCAAACAGACCACGGCGUGUUCUAUCUAACAUGGUCACGCACUUUCUUAGGCGGCCACUCUCUGAACCUCUUCCUCCACUCUCAAGACUACUACACCCACUCCUCCCCUCUCUCCUCCGCCGAUCUCUCCCUCUCCUCCGCCGCCGCCUCCUUCCACCUCAGCCUAAACGCACUCGCCUUCUGGAGAAAACGCGGAUCCAAACUCAUCUCCCCGAAAAUCCAAGUCCUCUGGGACCUGACCCGCGCCAAAUUCGAAUCCGGAAGAUCCGAACCGAGAUCCGGAUUCUACAUCGCGGUGAUCGUCGACGGAGAGAUGGGACUCUUGGUCGGAGAUUCCGUCGGAGAGGCGUACGCUCGCGCGAAACCGCCAGCGAGUCCGCAGGCUCUGGUGAUGAGGAGAGAGCACGUGUUCGGAGCUGGAGUGUUCUCCACGAAGGCGAGGUUAGGCGGGAAGGACAGAGAGAUCGCGAUCGAUUGCCGCGUGGACGAGGACGCGAGGCUCUGUUUCAGCGUGGAUUCGAAGCAGGUCCUGACGAUCAAGCGGCUGAGGUGGAAGUUCAGGGGGAACGAGAGAGUUGAGAUCGACGGGGUCUCUGUUCAGAUCUCGUGGGAUGUUUAUAGUUGGCUGUUUCAGAGCAAGAGUUUAGGACACGCUGUUUUUAUGUUUAGGUUCGAGAGCGAUCCGGAGGAAGAUCAGAGAAACGGCGUCGUUUUGUGGAAGCCGAAGAAGAAGUGUGGUGGGAGUAGUAGUAGCUUGGGGUUUAAAGGGAUGGUGGAAUGGAGGAAGAUGAGGAGGAGAUUCGUUAAGAGCAAGAGGAGUUCUUCGUCUUCUUCGAUGUCGAUGUCUUCCGCUUCGUCGGCUUGUAGCUCGUCGGUUUUGGAGUGGGCUAGUAGCGCGGAUGAGUCGGAGUACGGUGGAGGAGGAUCUUCCGGUUUAGGCUCCGGCAAUGGUCUUGGAUUCUCCUUGCUGGUUUACGCGUGGAUUAAGUGAGUUUUGGGGGGGAAACGACUAAAAAGGAAAUAUACUGUUGCAGUCAAACAAUUGUUUUAAGAAAGUUUUUUUGGCGUUUUAUUACCACCUCUUAAAUCACGGACAAGAAGAGAAAGUGUUGUAAGUAAUUUUUUUUAUAAAUUCAAUUUUCGUAUCUGUAUCUUUUUCGUAUAUAUCUCAUGAGUAUAAUUUAAUUAAAGAAUUUCGAGUAAAUUUUGUAGAAGAAAAGGGUUGAUAUUUAGUGUUUUCUCAACAGAAAAAAGAGGUUGACAUUUGAUGGCAGUGUCUUUAUUGUAUUAGUUGUUACAUAUUGACUCCAGUGGGUCUGGAUGAUAAUCAGAUUAUAGCUUUGGAUU
Messenger RNA from Raphanus sativus (radish), 1552 nucleotides. RefSeq lists its product as uncharacterized. The record is from RefSeq and is a predicted model, not a curated record. The transcript has a single exon. Bases 129 to 1196 code for a protein of 355 amino acids. Lineage: Eukaryota; Viridiplantae; Streptophyta; Magnoliopsida; Brassicales; Brassicaceae.